AUGGUUACAUUGACAAAGGCUCACAUCAGUGAUGCUAUCGAGAGCUUGAUAGAAGAUUAUCAAGAUUUUAACACGAGUUAUGCGCAAGAAUUUGACAGCUUUGAUGAACUGCGUUCGGUCGUGCAGCACAACAUACCUGCUCUUUUCAAAGGCGUUGCCAGGAAUUGGGAGGCGAGGAGGAAGUGGGAUGAUGAGUACUUGUCAAACAGUGUACAAGGCGACAUAGAGAUCGCCACCACACCUUACGGUAAUGCUGAUGCGCUUGUUGAAGUCGGUGAUGAUGUCUUCUUCGUCGAGCCGCUGAAUCAACACAUCUCGAUGGGCGACUUUUUGCAGAAGUUGCACAAUAAAAAGGAUGACGUGGUGUAUCUGCAGUCUCAGAAUGGCAACUUGGCGUUUGACGAGUUCGUGAAGCUUGGUCGAGAUGUGCCGGCUUCUAUAGCCCAGAUGGAAGAUAUCAUGGGAUCGAAGCCCGAUGCAGUCAAUGUCUGGAUGGGUGGGCCUGAGAGUGUCACAAGCUUGCACCAUGACCCAUACGAGAACAUUUAUGUUGUCGUGAGAGGUACAAAAACAUUCAACCUGUUUCCGCCAACGGAAGAGUAUUGCUUGGGAUUUGAAAAGUAUCGUCGUGGAAAAUACAUUCGAGACGCGUCAGGGAAGCUGAUAGUAGAAGCACAAGACGAGCAUGUUCCUUGGACGCCGAUCGACCCAUGUUUGAGCAAAGAGGAGAACAUAGCGCGAGUGCCACAGUACAAACACUCGCGAUGCAUGACUGUCACCGUCAACGAGGGCGACGCGCUAUAUCUCCCAAGUGGCUGGUUUCACCACGUCUUGCAAAGCGGAGAUCCUUGCAUCGCGAUAAAUUACUGGUUCGACCAGAGCUACCAGGGCGAACAGUACAGCAUGCGUCAGUUUUACAAUAGAAUGAUCGAGGUGCUGCACACGUAG
This is a messenger RNA of Wallemia ichthyophaga EXF-994, 948 nucleotides long. Its product is annotated as JmjC domain-containing protein 7. Bases 1 to 948 code for a protein of 315 amino acids. NCBI's taxonomy places the organism in Eukaryota, Fungi, Basidiomycota, Wallemiomycetes, Wallemiales, Wallemiaceae. The record is from RefSeq and is a predicted model, not a curated record. Gene Ontology annotation, molecular function: 2-oxoglutarate-dependent dioxygenase activity. The transcript has a single exon.